Sphenostylis stenocarpa is the source of this 1629-nucleotide messenger RNA. Lineage: Eukaryota; Viridiplantae; Streptophyta; Magnoliopsida; Fabales; Fabaceae. The record is from the annotation of a GenBank genome assembly.
AUGGCAAAACAUGGUUUGGUUUAUCUAUCCGUUGUGUUUCUUCUUCUAACAGUCUCCACUUCAUUGGCAGCACCACCUUCAAACCCCUCACUCUAUGAUACUUUCCUUCGCUGCCUCACACAACACACAAAUUCUUCAACUCAACUCUCCAACAUAGUCUUCACCCAAACCAACCCCUCCUUCCCCACCGUCCUCCAAAACUACAUCCGAAACGCACGAUUCAAGAAUUCCCAAACACGAAAGCCGUUACUCAUCGUCACUCCCCUUCAAGAAUCGCACGUCCAGGGGGCUGUAAUAUGCGCCAAAACUGCCAACAUUAUACUCAAAAUCAGGAGUGGAGGCCACGAUUAUGAGGGUGUCUCCUACGUCUCCGGGGAACCCUUUAUCAUCCUCGACAUGUUCAAUCUUCGCACAGUCACAGUGGACAUAAAAAACGAGGUUGCGGUGGUCCAAGCCGGUGCCACGUUGGGAGAGGUUUAUUAUAGGAUCUGGGAGAAGAGUAAAGUUCAUGGCUUCCCCGCAGGGGUGUGUCCCACUGUUGGCGUCGGUGGCCAUAUAAGUUCAGGAGGGUACGGUAAUAUGUUAAGAAAAUAUGGCUUAUCCGUUGACAAUGUUAUUGACGCUCAAAUUGUGGAUGUCAAAGGAAAUCUUCUAAACAGAAAAUCCAUGGGGGAGGAUCUAUUUUGGGCUAUUAGAGGAGGUGGAGGAGCGAGUUUUGGUGUGAUAAUAUCGUUUACUAUAAAGCUAGUUCCGGUGCCUGAAACAGUUACCGUUUUCCGCGUUCAGAAGACUUUGGAAACGAAUGUAACUGCCACUGACCUUGUGGUGCAGUGGCAGCAGGUGGCGCCAACCACUGAUGACAGGCUUUUUAUGAGGCUCUUGAUACAGCCAGUGAGUUCCGAUGUUGUGAAGGGAGGCAAAACCAUUAGAGCCUCGGUUGUGGCUUUGUUCCUCGGAAGGGCAGAUGAGGUUGUGUCGAUUUUGGGGAAGGAGUUUCCGCUUCUUGGAUUGAAGAAGGAGAGUUGUAUUGAGGUGAGUUGGAUUGAUUCUGUUCUGUGGUGGGACGAUGAUCAGAGUUUGAAAAAUGGUGACAAGCCUGAGACCCUACUGAAUCGAAAUCUAAACUCUGCUGAUUUUCUCAAAAGAAAAUCUGAUUAUGUUCAGAAAGCCAUUUCAAAAGCUGAGUUGGAGGGGAUAUUUAAGACCAUGAUUGAGUUGGGAAACAUUGGAUUUGUUUUCAACCCUUAUGGAGGGAAAAUGGGAGAGGUUCCUUCCAAUGCAACGCCGUUCCCUCACCGUAAGGGGAACCUCUUCAAGGUUCAGCAUUCUGUGACCUGGCACGAUCCAUCACCUGGUGCAGCUCAGAAUUUCAUAAAUAAGACUAGGAGUCUGUACACUUACAUGACCCCUUUUGUGUCUAAGAAUCCCAGAAGUGCUUUUUUGGCUUACAGAGACCUUGAUAUCGGGGUUAACAACUUUGGUAAUAAUAGCUUCCAAGAAGGAGUGGUUUACGGGACCAAGUACUUCAAUCACAAUUUUGAUAGGCUCGUAAACAUUAAGACCAAGGUGGAUCCCGAUAACUUUUUCAGGAAUGAACAAAGUGUUCCGGUACGUCCGAGCAAAGCAUAG